Molecule: messenger RNA, 2394 nt
Organism: Carassius gibelio (silver crucian carp)
Lineage: Eukaryota; Metazoa; Chordata; Actinopteri; Cypriniformes; Cyprinidae
Product: sterile alpha motif domain-containing protein 3-like
Exons: 7
Coding region: 328-1899 (523 amino acids)
Source: RefSeq, a predicted model, not a curated record
UAUCUUAAUACCAGCAUUACAAGGCUUGCUUUAAGAUUGGACCAAGAGUGGACCAAGGGGUUCAAGUUGAGACUUGGUCAGCCUCUCAGGACAAACUAGACAUCACCUUCUCCUUCCCCUGAGGUGUGGCUUUCUGCCUUGAUCCAGUACCCUGGUGUUGUGGAUCAAGGAUUUCAAGUUGAGACGUGAUCAGCCUCCUAAAGAAAAUUGUGAAGAAGUACGGGGUCUUCAGUCACUUUGCCGUGUGCCUUGCAAGGACAAAAAACUUGCCUUCAUCUUCUCCUGGUUUCGUGGACCAAGGGGUUCAAGUUUAGACGUGGAUGCAUAAUGUCAAAACCGGCUCAACUCCGAGUGAUCCUUGCAGAUCAUGAUGUCCGUAAAGUUGUACUACCAUCUGGAAUCCCUGAGACAGUGGAUGACCUUCACUCAGUCAUUCGUGACACAUUUUACAUUGCCAGAGACUUCAGUCUUCACUAUAAAGAUGUUGAUUUUGAUGAGUUUUUCACCCUUUAUUCUACAACUGACCUCAAGGAUAAGGACACAAUCAAGGUUGUGUUUCUCCAGGACCAGGAGCCUGCAAUAACUUUAAACUUAACUGAUGUGACCAACACUGAUGUGACCAACAUGACUGAUCAGCCUUGUGAGGAGCACUAUGUUGAUGACACCGCAUCUGUGUCAACCGAUGACACACUGAUUCUCUCAUCUGAAGAUAGUCCAGGCCACCGUUCCAAGCGCUGGCCUGCUCAGUUUUCAAUUCCCAGCUUUUCUGGCCUCACAGAGAUCCAAAUUCAGUCAGCCAAUGAGCGCUUCAAAAAAUAUGGGACUCUUCUCACUACAAAAGAUUUAAUUCCACUACUCCCAGACAUCCUUGGAAAACUAGCGGAGGCUAUUUAUGAGUACACUGCUUAUCCAUCUAGUCUGCAGAUCGGUGAGGUUGCAGAGGCCCUCACUCAAAAGCAUCCCUGCCUCAAAGAACCAGGUUCCUUUAAUGGGUCCUAUGGAUGGGCGCAGCGCCUGAAAUAUAAGAUGAACAAUUUCAGAAGCAAACUUCGAGGUCUUGGCUGCCCUGAAGUUAAGGUGAACUCACUCAAGAGAAAACAAACAUAUGACCAGUAUCCGGCAAAGAAUCUGAAAAAACCAAAGAAGGCUGAGGUGAACUACCUACCCCCUCAUGCUCAAGGUGAAUCUACUGCAAGUUUGGAAAAAGAGAGAGUGGAGCUCCUAAGUGAAAUGAUGAAAAGGGACAACUCAAAGGUGGUAGCUCAGAAAAUGGCCAAGACGUUCAGCCUUCGUCGGGAGGAAAUAGUGAAAGAGGUCCCUGCCAUCAGUGACUGCAUGAAGCGCUGGCCUGCACUUUUUACUGAAGCACAGAUAAGUGAAGAAUUCAAGAGGAUAACAACAGUUAGCCUUGAAUCAACCUUUCUGGCCAAGCUUGACCAAUGCACCCCAAAAUUGAUGGCCUUGACUCAAUCAAAAGGAGGAGCUGCAGGCCUGAAGAUAAGGCACAUUAAGGACAUGCUUCUUGAGGACAACACAGUUGAAAGGCGGAGAGAAAUUGCCAUUCGCUGCCUCAUAGUCUAUCUUGGAGAGAAGGAGGAGGACCUUUUCAAACAGUAUCGUGAUGUGGAGGAGCUCGACGCAGACCUUGCGAUGCAAGUGAUGAAGAUUGCCAUCAUCGGUGAUGGGCGUGCAACCAUCGUAGUAGAGGGAACCAAGAUCCUGCAGGGGAUUGAUGUCGCCAGAUCCUGUGCUUUGCUGAUGGGGGUAAUCUAUGCUCUUAACCUUAGCUAUCCCAAGCAGUUGAAAUUUACCUUUGAGGCAUUCCAGAAGCUCUGCCUUGAGCUCGAUGGACAAAAAGCCAGCUCUAAAGUAAUGAAUCUCAAGUAUGGUAUUUUCUAGAGCGGACUUGAUUGACCUUGCAUGAGGGAGAAGCUCACAUCACACACACGCACACACACGCACACACACACAUGCAAACACACGUGUUCUUUUGUUUCUGUCAUAGUAUGAAUACCUACUGAGUGAAGUCCAAAUCAGUAAAAGUUAUCAGUAUAGAAAAGGAUGACCUCUGUUCUCUGAGGGUGUUAGUGUAUUUUGAACUUUAUAUGCAGUGCCUUCUUUUGUUGGAUAUUUCUCCUGGAGUUAGUCAGGAGUUUGAGCAGUCUGAUAUUGAUGAGAGAAGAGAUGAUGAUGUAAGUGCUGCCAAAGUUAAUUGAAAGAAGCUUUGCUCAUUUGAUGUUGAAAUUAGUGCCUUGAAUGUACAGCCACCUGUAAUUUUUUUUUUUGAUCAUUUUCAUGUGUACAAGUCAAAGGAUGGUGAUUCAUGCACAGGGUUUUACUUAAUUUUAUAACACUGUUUCUCCUCAUAAAGCUUCUGGGUACAUGUUUUGUGUC